AAACAAAAUGUUCUCUCGCACCUUUGCCGCUUUUUCCCUUGCUUUGCUCGUCACCGCCAAUGCACAUCUCGAGGCUCGUGACCAGUACAACACGGAAACUAUCCAGCGUUGUCAAAGCCUCCAGAUGAUGAACUUACCUGUUGAUUUUUUUGCUGUCGCAAUAUUUGACGGUGACGACAAUAAUAGGCGAGCCAAAGCGUAUCGUUGGUUCAGAAGUGCGGGUGAACGGUUACUCUGUUCGAGUCUGACCAGGUUAUUGGAAGUCAACAUCAACGCUUAGACGUUACCCGUGAGGUUGCACCGGAAGAUUGUUGUUGAUAAUAAUAGCGAUGUUCCAACCGUCGUUAUCUCCAUACCGCGCCAUGUGUAGUCGCUCUUGUUAAUUCAACAGCGCACUUCAACCCCCCUCAUCUCGUCUCUGUGUGAUUUGUCUGUCUUGUGUGGGCGUUUUCGGGUUGACGUCAACACCUGUUGAAUUGUGUAUAAUCGCAGUUUUGCCAUGCAGCUUGAUAGUUUGGGCGGUUGUCCAAGCCGUCUACAUGUGAUUGCAG
Molecule: messenger RNA, 551 nt
Organism: Pisolithus orientalis
Lineage: Eukaryota; Fungi; Basidiomycota; Agaricomycetes; Boletales; Pisolithaceae
Exons: 2
Coding region: 8-280 (90 amino acids)
Source: RefSeq, a predicted model, not a curated record